UUUUUCAAAAAUUUUUCCGAAUUCAAAAGUUUUUCGGGAGUAUAGAAGUAGAUUUAAUAAAUCAUGGAUCUGUUAAAAUCCUCUUUAACUUCAGUUGUCAUUCGAAAUCAAAACGUCGAGUACUGCAGUGCCAUCUACUAACAUUGAUUUGAAUUCCGUACCAGAAUUUCAAUAACAGAUAGCCUCAUUUUACUAAAUACAAACACGAUACAAUAAUGCGUAUACAUUGCAAAAAACUACUACUGAAGAAAAAACAUCGAAGAAGCUUACAGAUAUAGUUUGAUUUACACAACAAAUUUGAAAAUCAAUAAAAAAAUGCUUCACGAGCUCUUAGUUUCAUUGUGGGGUUGUUCAACGAGUGUUGCCGAAAUUAUCGAAACUGAUCCAUUGCGAGUAGACAGUUAUCUUCACCCUGGUGAAAGAAUAAUAAUUUUAAGAAUAUUAGAAAUAGUGAAAGAAUGCAAUGAAAUUAGAAAAUUUAUCAGAAGAAAUGCUUGUGUGGAUGAAUCCAAAUCAACAAACAAAGGACUUUAUCUUGCUGCACUUUGUGAUGGUAUGGAUAAGGCAUUAGAACCAUUCAGAAAAGAUAUUGUUGACAUGGAACGAAUUGUUUUGAAUGAUGGUUACACUCCAAUAUCUAUGAUACUCACUAGAAUACAAAAAUACCAAUUUUUAUUCUCAUUUUUAAAGACUAUAAUCAAAGAGAUUGAGACUCAAGGCCUUUAUGGUUGUGGUAUAUUACGGAUAUUACAUCAACAUGCCCAUACUGGAGUUCCUCUAGUAAAACAAGCUCUCGAGAUACUAACUCACUGUGUACACGUUGUAUUUUAUAAGCACUUAACAAGUUGGUUACUUUAUGGACACCUAGAAGAUACUCAUAAUGAAUUUUUUAUUCAAAAAAGAGAACAAAACAGUGAGUUGAUUAUGAGUGAAGAAAAAGAAAUGGAAAAAGUGAAAGAUAAAGAUGCUGAAAUUGAUGAUGGAAAAGAGUUUUCAAAUGAAAUGUGGAAUUUUACUGUAAAUUCAAACAUAUUACCUUACUACAUUAGUCAAACACUUGGAAACAAAAUAUUGUCCAUUGGUCAGACAAUUAUUAUGUUUGGGAAUGAUCCUAGACAAAGAAAAGAUUUAAAAUUAAUGACUAAGAAUGCAGAAAAUUUAAUUUGGGGAGAAAAAGAAUAUGAAUAUUUUGAACAGUUAACAAUUUUACAAUCAAAUCCAAAAUUUGCACUUAUAGAAUUAGAAAGAUUAAUUGAUCAACUCAAAAAAUGUGUUACACAACAUUUAUGGCAUGUAGCUGUUGAAGAGGCACAACUUUUAAACCGUCUUAAACUUAUCAAAGAUUUUUAUCUCAUGGGAAGAGGUGAUUUGUUCCUCGAAUUCAUCAGGCUUGCCACGCAUGUCCUAGAUAAAACUCCAACAAAUCACACAUCACGGGAUAUUAAUUUAGCUUUUCAAAUGGCUCUUAGAAAAACACAAUCUACUGAUGAAGCUUCAUUGGACAGUUUCACUUUUGCCGUUCCUGUUCAUCCCAUCCAUAAAGAUGAAAAUAUUACUGAAAUAAAAGAAUCGAGUGCAACAACUAAUUCAGAAUUUUCUGAAAAAGAAAGGGAGGAUCCAAUAGAUAAAAAAGGUUGGGGUUUGGUUAUUUUAAAAUUUAAAGUUACCUGGCCACUUCAUUUACUUUUCAAUCCAUCAACAUUAGCAAAUUAUAAUACAUUGUUCAGAUUCUUACUGCGUGUUAAGAAAACACAAAUUAAUUUGUGGAAUCUAUGGAGGGAUCAUAUGAACUCUAAAAAAAUAGAUAUUGAUGUACUCCAACUUCGCAAUAAUCUCAUUUUUAUUGUUGACAACUUGCAAUACUACUUACAGGUUGAUGUUAUUGAAAGUCAAUAUGCAAUUAUGGAAAAUAGUUUGAAAAACACUAAAAAUUUCGAAGAAGUACAAAAAGCACAUGCAUUAUUUUUACAUAAUGUAAUGUCACGAACUUUUUUAAUUAGUGAACGUGUUGAUAAGCCCAACCCGGUCAACAAAUUAAUCAAACUUCUUUUACGAGUUUGCGAUGAUUUCAUUCGCAAUGCUUCUGUCUGGGAGAUUGAACACCUAUUGGAGACUGAGAAAGCUGAAAGAAAAGCUCUCAAUGAUGUAUUAGAUGGCUUGAUGAGUUGGUUGACCAAAACACUAGAUAGAGUACGAUCGCAGCCUAGUGGAGAACAUUUAGCUCAAUUACUAUUGAGGCUUGAUUUUAACAGGUGGUUCAGUAGUAAAACACUGUAGGAAACUUAAUUAUUUUCUAAUAUAUGCAUUGUUAAUUUCACGUAUAAAAGUAAAUUGAUUAACAACAAUUAGAUGUAAACUUUUACACCAUAGAUAGAA
This is a messenger RNA of Trichogramma pretiosum, 2376 nucleotides long. RefSeq names its product gamma-tubulin complex component 4 (gene Grip75). Gene Ontology annotation, cellular component: spindle pole; gamma-tubulin complex; centrosome. Lineage: Eukaryota; Metazoa; Arthropoda; Insecta; Hymenoptera; Trichogrammatidae. Gene Ontology annotation, biological process: meiotic cell cycle; mitotic cell cycle; microtubule nucleation. Gene Ontology annotation, molecular function: gamma-tubulin binding; microtubule minus-end binding. The record is from RefSeq and is a predicted model, not a curated record. The coding region runs from base 316 to 2277 and encodes 653 amino acids. The transcript has 8 exons.